AUGAGCAACCCUAUAUUCCUUCCUGCUACGGAAUCAAUGCAACAGCUAUGUCAACAGCAACGGGAAAGGGAGAUCCAGAGUAAGCGUGGUCCGCUGCGUGAAUAUAAAGCCACCACAACAGAUACCAAGAUUCUCUGUAAAUUCGAGAGGGAACAUGCCCCCAAUAUUCGACAACAAGCGCUGCAUGAAGGGAAAAUUGUCAGUAAAGCCCGAAAUUACGGACCUCGUGAACUUGACAAAGGGACGAUUGCGUCCCCUGAGCGUACUGUAACCGUCUUCAUACCGCUAGCGAUACAAACUACGGAUACGCAAAGGCAUCCUAGAGUCCUGUACCAACCCAACAAGCACAAAGCCGAGUACAGGCAACCCUUGACUUGGCAAAUUGGAAACCAUAUUCAAAUCCCAGGAAACAGUCGAAUCGUUGUAGAAGAAGGGCCAGUAUGCUUUGACAUGGUCCAAUACGAUUGGGAGCCAGCUCAGGACCAAGAGAGCAAGGAUGAAUAG
Molecule: messenger RNA, 504 nt
Organism: Fusarium redolens
Lineage: Eukaryota; Fungi; Ascomycota; Sordariomycetes; Hypocreales; Nectriaceae
Exons: 2
Coding region: 1-504 (167 amino acids)
Source: RefSeq, a predicted model, not a curated record